Messenger RNA from Entrophospora candida, 1398 nucleotides. Lineage: Eukaryota; Fungi; Glomeromycota; Glomeromycetes; Entrophosporales; Entrophosporaceae. The record is from the annotation of a GenBank genome assembly.
AUGACUGUGAUACGAAGGUAUUUUGUUAGGAAAUAUGUGGUUAGGGACCUAUCAGACCAUGUUUGUUUAACACAAUACUUUACUUUUAAUCGUUAUUUGUACGAUUUUGUUUUAGGGUAUCCAAAACUUUGUCCAGGAUAUAUUGUAUCAAACUCAAGAUGGUUUAAUAGGCUAUUCAGCUUGUCCAGCUCAUGCACACCAGCAGAACCGCAUACAUGUUACGAUCAUGAGUUUACAUCAAAUCAAGUACGCAAGGUUAAAUCAGUCGGCUGUGCAGUGGUCGAUGAAAAGCCAAAAACAAAAACCCUUAAAGAUCAAGCUGCAAAUACCAAUAUGUUUACAAUCAACCUCAAGUGUCUAAGCCAAAAUGCAGAUUUUUGUGGAAAAGUCAAAAAAAGUUUGGGUGUUACAGGAGAAACGAUUACCAAAGCUCUAAUGUUAAAAGAACCUAUUGUUGUAGACAUCACUUUUAAACCACUAUCUCCAGGUGUAAUAGGUCAAACAGGAGUGUCUAGAUUUAUACCGUUGAAAGGCUCGGAUGGAGUAGAUAGAGUGUAUCCACAAGGAUUAGUAAAACAAUUCGAACUUCCAUCACAUCCGGAAUUUUUACCUUCUGACAUAGUAGCAGAAUUUAGCUCUGAAUUGAAUUUUUGGUUUGAUGAUGAUACAACACCGAUUGCAAACAAUCAGCUAUCAUUCUCAUAUAUGACAUUGCACGAAUUCAUGCAUGGUUUGGGAUUUUUAUCAUUAUGGGAUGUUAAUGAUCCUCAAACUCAAACAGCAGUGAUACCACCACUUAAUGCAAAAGCUUUGGAUGCUUCACAAGAUCCACCACUAAUAUUUAAUGGAUUCAUAGAUGGUAUAUUUGAUAGAUUUGUAAGAGUGAUGGCAACUGGCAAGACGUUAAGCGAUUUGACAGCCGAAUUAAAUACUUUUGCACCAAAAGGCACACAGUUUGCUUCGUUAACUGAGUUUUCAGCCAAUUUUUCAGCAUCCACUCAAUUUAAAGUUGUAACUGAUAUGUUAACAACUGCUACAACACCUUUAACACUUGGCUUCUUACCAAAAGGCUUGGAUUUUCAAACAGUUACACCAAACAAAACUGCCGAUGAUCCAUUUCUUUAUUUGGAAACCAGUUUAAACCCUUAUAUGCCAGGAUCAAGUCUUAGUCAUGCGAGUCAAGCAUUGUACCUGAAAAGCUUUGAGUUCCUAAUGACUUUUCAAGAACCUCCAGCUAAAACGUUGGCUCAAGCAGUUAUAGAUGGUGGAAAUUUUGCUGGAGGUGCAAUCGGACCCAAGCUUAUAUCCGUUUUAGAAUCGUUGGGAUAUGCAACUGCAAAUAAUCCAAAUCCAGAAAUUCCAAGUUUGAGUGACACACCUCUUUCUAAGAGGAGAUAA